Messenger RNA from Diversispora eburnea, 1323 nucleotides. The record is from the annotation of a GenBank genome assembly. Lineage: Eukaryota; Fungi; Glomeromycota; Glomeromycetes; Diversisporales; Diversisporaceae.
AUGUCUCAAAUAAUUAAACUUACUCCCGCCUCUGUUCCAGUUGAUAUCUUUAUAGAGAUAUGUAGUUACCUUAAUCCCACGGAUCUCAUUUCACUUAUGGGGGUUUGUAAUCAAAUUAGGAAUUGGUUAAGUUCUACCACAUCUUCUAGUACUCAAGAUAUUUGGAGAACUUCGAGAUUAAAAUUUUUACCAGAUUUACAAUUACCUCCUUUCUCAGAUAUGGAUGAACUAUCAUAUAUUAAAUUAGGUUUAAUUGAAAAUGGGUGUCAAUUUUGUGGAAGGAAGAAAGAUCCUUGUAAAGUUUUUUGGGUUUUUCGUGUGAGUCAUCGUGAUCUUCCAAGCGGUGCUAUAUUUCCUGUUGAUGUACCCAAUUGUUUACCAUAUAUGAAAAAAGGUUCGGAAUAUGAUUUCUCAAGAAUGUAUUGGCGUCAAGAUGUUAAUUCUACUUGUGAAGAACUUAAAGCCCUUUAUAAUAGUACUCCAGAAGAACAAGCUGAAUGGUUUAAAAAGAAAAGGGAAUCUGCAUAUAAAAUUAUGGAAGAUUGGCGAAAACGAAUAUCCGAUGAACGUCAUUGGUUAUUAUGUCGUAGAAGAGAAGAUAAAAAACAAUUUGAAAAAAUUAUUCAUGAAUUAAAAGAAGAACAACGUGAUGACGGAAGUCCCAAAUAUGUUGAUCGAUGGAUUUGGGAAUUACGAUCAUGUGGUGACGCUUUUCAACUCUCUCGUGAACCAUUUAUAAAUAAAAAUUGGAUAAAAUUAAAAAAUGCCAUGAUAGAUGAAUAUGAAGAAUUAAUGAAACAACAAAGACAACAACAAAUCUGUCAAUGUAUUUUAUCUUUAUUAUCAGCUUAUGGAAUGGAUUUAUCAACCAUUACUUUACAUCAAAGAAUUUUAGCAUCAACAGCUGGACUUACCGAAUUAGAAAUAUUGAAACAUCGAAUUUCUGUAUCUGAUUCAAUUAUUGAAUGUUUAAGGUGGUGCCCAUCUUAUCAAAAUCCACCAUUUAUUAAUAAUGAUCCAAGAAAUCCUUGGAAUAUUAAUUUUUUACUUAAUGAUUUAAUUCCUCAACUUCAUUUGGAAGCUGAAGAAUUAAGUAAAAAACCAGGUCCCAUAAGAUCAGGAUUAAUUACUACAGUUAUGGGAGCUAUUAAUCAAGGAUGUUCAAAAUGUGAAAUAUUUAGAUUUGUGAAAGUUUUGGUAGAAGAAAUGGUCUCUGUGAAUAGAGAAAGAGUUGUAGAUUGUGUACAAAUGAUAUUUCCUUUUGAUGGUAGUGCUUCUGAAUCUUUUCAACAUUUUCGUCAUUGGCAUGCUACUUGGUCUUAA